CUCGUCCCCUCCCACUCUGCCUCCCUCCCUCCUCCCCCCCUGCUCCUGUCUCUGUCACUCUCAGGGCCCGGGCAGGCUGGGGCAGCCAUGGCAGCAGCACUAAUCUGGAUUCUUCUCCUUGUGGGUCUCUUGGCAAGGCAAGGGGACACCGAGGCCCAGCAGACCACCCUGCAGCCUCUUGUGGGCCGUGUCUUUGUGCACACCUUGGACCGGGAAACCUUCCUGCAUCUUCCUGAGCAUGUUGAUGUCCCCUCCACUGUCCCAAUCACCUACCAUGCCCACCUCCAAGGAUACCCAGACCUGCCUCGGUGGCUCCGCUACACCCAGCGCAGCCCCCACCAGCCUGGCUUCCUCUACGGCACCCCCACUCCAGAAGAUCGUGGGCGCCAGGUCAUUGAGGUCACAGCUUACAAUCGGGACAGCUUUGACACCACCCGGCAGAGGCUGGUGCUGUUGAUUGAGGACCCAGAAGGCCCCCUGCUGCCAUACCAAGCUGAGUUCCUGGUGUGCAGCCAUGAUGUGGAGGAGGUGCUGCCCUCAACGCCUGCCAGUCGCUUCCUCACAUCCUUGGGAGGGCUCUGGGAACCAGGGGAGCUCCAGCUACUCAACAUUACCUCUGCCUUGGACCGUGGCGGCCGUGUCCCCCUUCCCAUUGAGGGUCGCAAGGAAGGGGUUUACAUCAAGGUGGGAUCUGCUUCACCCUUCUCCACCUGCCUGAAGAUGGUGGCAUCUCCUGACAGCCACGCUCGCUGUGCCCAGGGUCAGCCUCCACUUCUGUCCUGCUAUGACACCUUGGCACCUUACUUCCGUGUUGACUGGUGCAAUGUGACCCUGGUGGAUAAGUCAGUGCCAGAGCCUGCAGAUGAGAUGCCUACCCUAGGCGAUGGGAUCCUGGAGAUUGACCCAUUCUUCUGCCCACCUACUGAGGCCACGGCCCGAGACUUCCUCACUGACGCACUGGUCACCCUCCUGGUGCCACUGCUGGUGGCUCUGCUUCUCACUCUGCUGCUGGCCUACAUCAUGUGCUGCCGGCGAGAGGGACAGCUGAAGAGAGACCUGGCCACCUCUGACAUCCAGAUGGUCCACCACUGCACUAUCCGCGGGAACACAGAGGAGCUGCGGCAGAUGGCAUCCAGCCGCGAGGUGCCCCGGCCCCUCUCCACGCUGCCUAUGUUCAACGUGCGCACGGGCGAGCGGCUGCCUCCGCGAGUGGACAGCGCCCAGGUGCCCCUCAUCCUGGACCAGCACUGAGGGGACAUGCAGCUCCAGGAUCUGGCUCCUGGGCCCCUGCAACAGCGCCCUUGCCUUCCUGCCCUCCAGUCUCAGCUCCAGCAGGAGCCAGGCCCAUCCUUUGAGAAGAAAGAUCAGGACAUCUCACCCUCCACCCCUGCAGCUUUUAACUCUCCAACGCCUUCUGGUCACACUGAGAGUAAGACCCACACACUUGACCCAGGCCUGCUGGCCCUGCCCAGCCCUCUGACCUCAUUCCUACUCUUCACACGCCCACUGCAGCCACACUGCCUCGUUAACUCACGCCUGCUUUGGGGGCCUUUGCCCAUGCUGUUCUCUCUGCCGGGAUCCCCCUGUCCCCUCCACACCCCACCCACACAACUCCCCCCAUCGCAGUUGUCCUGGUCUUUGCCCAAAUGGUAGCUCCUCAGAGAGCCCCUUCCAGCUCCCCUGUUUCCAGAGCACUGUGUACCCUCCCUGUGCCUUAUUCUAGGCUGGCUUCUUACCCUAGAUAUAAGCUCCACCUCCAGAUAUAAAAUCCAGGAGGGCAGGAUUCUGUGCGCCCACUGUGGAUGGGGGCGCUGGGGUGCCUGCACAUAGCAGGUGCUCAGGAAAGAUGUUUGGAGGGGGUACUCUGGUCUCGGUGUGCUCAGAGCUCUUAAGAAAGUUGUUCCUCCUUUCUGGGCAAAGAAGGUGCCCAAGGCCAUCGCUAGCACUUCUAACAUUAUGUUCCUGUCACCCUGCCUGCUGGGCAUCCCACACCUGUUAGUUAGUUAGUUAGUUAGUUAGUUAGUUAGUUAGUUAGCUGUUAGUUAGUUAUCCCAUAAGCAUCUGUGGAGGCAGGCACUUGGGAGGUGCUCAGUAGAUGUUUUAGACUGAGUGCCUGUUGGGGUGGCCACCCCCUAACCACAUGUGUCCUCUGACAAGACAGUGCCUCUGUCUCUUCGUUUCCUCCUUUGCCUUGAGGCCCCUCAUCUGGCCGAAAUUUGGAGCUGCACAGAAUGUGCUCAGGCCAGAGGCUCUAGACUGCCAGGCUGCUCUCCCGGGGUGCUCUUCCUCGAUCGCUGUCCCCUUGAGGCAGGGGCUGCCCUCUCCUGGUCUCUGCGCUCCUGCCCAGGUAGCCAGGGCUGGGAGAGUUCCUCAGCCAGCCCCUUGCUUCCCUCUGCUGCCUGGCUUUGCCUUGACAUCUUGGCUCCGAGGAGCACACGGGAGCCUGGCUGCUGGCCUGGGAGGAAGCAGCCCAGACAAGUAGCUGGGAGGAUGGCGUGACUGCAGAGGACACUGAGCCGUGCCCAGGCACACGCACGCGCACACCCAGGCGCCCCUGGCAGCGCGUGGCAAAGGCACUGCCGGACUCAGCACCUCUCCUCUCGCUGAGGGAUGAGGCUCAUGCCUCAUAGAGCAGUCACGCCCCACAGUCUAUAGCCAAGGAAAAAUAGCCACAGUGUCCCCCGCCCCACCGAGAUUCAGCUACAUGCCCUGCCCCACCCUUGGCUCCUCCAGUCCCACAGCAAGCGCUACCCUGCGAUCUAGUGUGGAGGGGCCCCUACCUUCACCCUAAACAGAGCCCCAUGGUGGCCUGACCCUAGACGUUCCCUCAACAUCUCAGUCUGGGAGGAGGAUCCAUGUCUGAGUGAGAACACAGAGCCCUGCCCCAUGGGGCCUGUGUCUCCCUGGCUCUUCACACACGCACACACACAUACAGCGUUUAUAGGGUGUGUUUGUUGGGAUUUGGGCUCAGAGUGAGCAGGACUCAAAUCAUGGCUCUGACAGCUCGUUUACUCAUAAGACGUUAAUCAUAACUGCCUGGGGGCUGUUGGGAGGAUUUGUGAGCCCCGGACGAGUGCCUGGCAUCUGGCAGCUCCUGAGAAAGGAGACAUUAUUACGUAGGAACUCUUGAGUGACCACUCCCAAGCCAGAGGCCCAUAGGGUCCCCCUGCCCACUAAGAUCCAGAUUAAGUGAGCUCCAUUUACAUUCUGUGCCCUGUGAAGGCUUCAUGCUCUCCCUGUGAGUUUGGAGUGGAGGCUGAAAUUUCCAUGUUUCCUGGCACUGGUCUGCUGGCCAGUGAAAUGAAAUUUUGGGAUAUGUGGGUUAAAUAAAAUAUGUUAUUACAAUUAA
Canis lupus familiaris (dog) is the source of this 3349-nucleotide messenger RNA. RefSeq names its product sarcoglycan alpha (gene SGCA). Gene Ontology annotation, cellular component: membrane; sarcoglycan complex. The coding region runs from base 88 to 1251 and encodes 387 amino acids. Gene Ontology annotation, molecular function: calcium ion binding. The record is from RefSeq and is a predicted model, not a curated record. NCBI's taxonomy places the organism in Eukaryota, Metazoa, Chordata, Mammalia, Carnivora, Canidae. The transcript has 10 exons.